This is a messenger RNA of Dendroctonus ponderosae (mountain pine beetle), 1007 nucleotides long. RefSeq lists its product as uncharacterized. Gene Ontology annotation, cellular component: Shu complex. The coding region runs from base 303 to 935 and encodes 210 amino acids. Gene Ontology annotation, biological process: double-strand break repair via homologous recombination. The record is from RefSeq and is a predicted model, not a curated record. Gene Ontology annotation, molecular function: single-stranded DNA binding. The transcript is spliced from 2 exons. Lineage: Eukaryota; Metazoa; Arthropoda; Insecta; Coleoptera; Curculionidae.
GUUGUAGGCUGAUGACAGUGAACGUCAGAAUUUUGUCCAGUUUAAAAUAGCUUUUUCUUCGCAAAAAUGCCACUUGCGGCCGCAAAACUACCACCAAACUGUAGAGGGAGAAAUUCUGUUUCAGAAAAUCGCGAGCUUUCCCCGGGGAAAUCCGUAAAAUCUAGAAAUAUCGGCGGAACUAGACGCACAGCGUUUCCUUUUCGACGCUAAACAAAUGAACUCUUGGUUGCCCUGCGCAACCCACCACCAAAACCUAACCUCACUAGUUAAAGUGCGGUAAACCGUCAAGUUUCAAAGUGUGAAUGCAACUAAAGUGUCUUUUUCUUAAUAAAAAUGGACUGUGGCAAGGGCAGCUCAGUGUGCCUGGUUGGGGACAACCUGGACUAUGUGUUAUUCAAGGUGGAAUUGGUGGGAGUGACCAAAACCCGUUAGUAAUUGGGGCUUUUCAGUUGGCAAUAGAAGCGGCUUCACGGGGCCGAAGAGUGUGGUUCAUAUCAGUGAAGCCCGUUGAGAAGGUGCCCCCUGAAAUCGAGCCCCCCUGCAAGCAGAUACUGCAGCUGAUUACUUUCAUAUAUCUAAGUGAUUUCGCGAGGCUAAUGAGGCAUCUGAAUGGCAUUCACAAGUGGAAACAUCUGCCCUCAGUUGUUGUAGUGAAUGGCUUUGAUGCUUAUUGCGAUCAGUCGGGGUGCGGAUUAAGUUCAAGGGGCGCAGCCUUUUUAAUGGCGACCCUCUUAGACUGUUUGAGGUUUUUGGGCAAGAAACAAGCGUGUAGUUCUGUGCUGGUUAUAUCUUGUUCUAAGAGUGCGUUGAGUCAAGCAGCCCCAGCCGAUAGCGUAAAGGUUUUAGUCGACAUGUACUUGGAUUUCUUUUUCCCACCUGUGGAGGAUUCUGCCGGAUUGUUGGAGAGAAUCAAGGCUCUGGAUUUACUUAAUUAGUUUAAUUGGCGAUUGAAAAUACAUGUUUUAAUACAGCACUAGGGUUAAUAUAAAUAGACUAUAAAAAUACAA